This is a messenger RNA of Salarias fasciatus (jewelled blenny), 393 nucleotides long. RefSeq names its product anterior gradient protein 2 homolog. The record is from RefSeq and is a predicted model, not a curated record. The transcript has 6 exons. Gene Ontology annotation, cellular component: endoplasmic reticulum. Bases 1 to 393 code for a protein of 130 amino acids. Lineage: Eukaryota; Metazoa; Chordata; Actinopteri; Blenniiformes; Blenniidae.
AUGACCAGAGCAGCCGCGUCCCUGGUCCUGGUCCUGGUGGCCCUGUCCUCCACCUUUACUAAAUAUGUCCCCAAAUCUGGCCAGAGGAUCCCUCAGUCGCUGUCUCGAGGUUGGGGCGACCAGCUGAUCUGGGCUCAGACGUACGAGGAGGCUCUGUUCUUGUCGAGGUCCAGGAACAAGCCUCUGAUUGUCCUGUUCCACCUGGAGGACUGUCCUCACAGCCAGGCGUUCAAGCAGGCCUUCAAUGAAAACGAUGAGAUCCAGAGGAUCCUGGACGAGGACUUUGUGGUCUUCAAUAUGAUGCAGGAAACCGUAGAUCAACACCUGUCCCCUGAUGGACAGUACGUCCCCAGGAUCAUCUUUGUGGACUUCGAGAAGCUGUUGAAAGAGUGA